This is a messenger RNA of Penicillium verhagenii, 1758 nucleotides long. RefSeq lists its product as uncharacterized. The coding region runs from base 1 to 1758 and encodes 585 amino acids. Lineage: Eukaryota; Fungi; Ascomycota; Eurotiomycetes; Eurotiales; Aspergillaceae. The transcript is spliced from 3 exons. The record is from RefSeq and is a predicted model, not a curated record.
AUGGACGAGAAUACUCGAAGCUUCCUGGCCCAGGCUUUGCGGGAUGCAUUGGCAGCAUGUGGUAUUGAUGAUGAAGGCUACAUUGAUUCUUUCAUUUCUCAGUUUGACGACUACGUCCUCCGGGCUCAUAGAGCCACCGCUAGGGGCAAUCUGGAAGAGUCACGACUUCGAAGUAGCAGCUCUGUUAAUCAGAAGCCUGCGGCAACAUCGAACCAAGGCCUUGGAAUCCAUCGGCCUUUGCAACCGCGGAAAAGAAAGUACGCCAUUCAAACAGGCGCAGCGAAUGCAAAAAAGCAAAGUUCAAAAACUGCCAAGCAAAAGACUGCUGGGCGAUUUAAAGAGAGCGGUGACAUUUCCACCACUUUCCACACAUUUGACAGGGAUCCCGCAAUAGCCGGCUUCCAGGCUCCGAUUUCGUACAGUGUCGAUCAAGAGGAAAAUCAUCAGCUUGUUGAAGCCUACACCACGAACUACGAGAAGGCUUAUUUGUCACCCGUACUUCAGGGGCAGUGUAGUGAACACCCUGUGGCUGAACCUCCAGUUGCUUUACCCGUCAGCGAUUUUCCGUCCUAUCAGUCAGACUCCGCCUAUACGGUAAAAGCAUUGGCGAUUGACCCUAUCAAGAUCAGGAACUACGUUGAUGAGAUCGCGGAAUAUGAUUAUGAAAAGGCCGUCAGAACGGUUCGAAAGGACACUGCUCUCACAAUGGGCCGAAGUGUUCAGAGCCGGUGCAACGAGACCAUCUUUUGGAAAAUCAUCCUCAAAGGUGCUGCGCUGGUUGAUGAAGCAACACUGCCGUCCGCGAAGGGGCCUGCGGAUGGAUUCACCAUGGCAGAAAAGGCUGCAACGAAGAAUUUCAUGGCGGUUGCUGGAUACGGGUUAGGAGCUGAGAACCAACGACAGCACCGUAUUUUCUGGAAAGCCCUCUUCCAAAUGCGCGAAGCGGGUAUUGAAAAAGUCCUCUACUACCGCACCAAGGAGUUUGACAGCUAUUGCAAGGGGUACCCCAAAACAGCAGAAAUCUCGCUUGUGGAUACAAUCAUGUCGUGGGAGACUCAGUAUAGACCUUUUAUCGAGCAGCUGGAGACACGUGUUCUCAGACUUGAACGAGGUGAUAUGGCGCGCUUCUGCGACCUUGAAUCUCCCCGUGUCAUGGAGCGAUUGGAAGUAUCCAAGUCCUCUUGGAACAAUGCUGGAAAUAAUUGGGCUUCAAUCAAGGAACAAGAGAGCUUCCAGAACCAAUAUCGGCACGCACUUCCUGCAGAAUUUUUACUCGAAUCCCAUAAUCACCAGUUUUUGGUCCCCGAAUUUGAGCAAGACAAGUCCUUAUUCGUCUUUCUCGUGCCUCAAGGCAUUAUGGCACUGUCCGUCUGUUCUAUCGUCCCGGUCUGUGAAGGUGAUCUCUUAGGGAUAUUUGCUGGCAGUGUCCGCUUCUCGGAAGAGUUCAACGUCGAAAACGGUAUUUGCAGUCCUAUCGAUAAUCUUUGGCUAGACUACUCCCAGAUCACCGGUACCUUGAAUCAAAUGCAGGUCUCCGAGCCUGGUGCGCCUGCAAACGUCCGUCUUCACUGGAACGUCAUUGAUGAAGACCUCGGGACAAAUCACUACACUUCGUGGAGAGUAUCAGUGAGAGCCACUCGGCCAAUCAGGCCAUUUUUUCCUCUAAUUCGUGCGACUUCCAAGCAUGAGCAGUACGACAUGCAUUUGUCUCCUGAUAAUGCGAAGAGAGCGUUUCUCGCACGUUGCAAAGAUGACUGA